Mercenaria mercenaria is the source of this 1078-nucleotide messenger RNA. RefSeq lists its product as uncharacterized. Gene Ontology annotation, cellular component: mitochondrial intermembrane space. Lineage: Eukaryota; Metazoa; Mollusca; Bivalvia; Venerida; Veneridae. Gene Ontology annotation, biological process: protein import into mitochondrial intermembrane space. The transcript is spliced from 5 exons. The record is from RefSeq and is a predicted model, not a curated record. Gene Ontology annotation, molecular function: protein-disulfide reductase activity. The coding region runs from base 75 to 1013 and encodes 312 amino acids.
UCUAACACUAUCUUCGGACAUGUACAUCCGGUUAUAAACACAUGUGUCAAAUUUAAUGCAACAAAAUAUUAACGAUGUCUGCUGGAUGGAAGUUUAUCAACAACAUUAAAUCAUUAAAAAGUAGUGCUAAACUGUUGUCUGCAGCAGCUGUCACCGCAACAGCGACAAGUUUGAGCAAGUCAAAGAGAAAAUUGGACGGAAAAGAUGAAAUAUUAUUCAUGAGUAAAGAAGAUAAUGCUGUACCAUCAACAGCAAAGAUCGUUAUGCAGGAGAUUGGCGAAAACAGAGAUCCAGUUCUUUCUAAUGGAGAUCUCAACUGGGCCUGCGCUUGUAUCGAAAGAGAUGUUAUAGGACCGUGUAAUGUUGAAUUCCGAAAUCUACGCGAGUUUAUGCAUGUUCAAAACAUUAAAGAUGAUAUUGAGGCUUUUGAUGCUGAAAUGAAAGAAAAGUUUGACAGACUGUUUGAAGAUUUUAUAAUUUGUACGAUGGACCAUCCUGUAUAUUAUGAAGACAGCAUGUUGGAUGAAGAGAGGGAAGAAAUUAAAAAGAAAGAAGAAAAGGAGAAAGAACUUGAGGAGAGGAAGAGAAAGGAGAAAGAAGCUAACAGAAGACAUUUUGGCAAAGAUGAGGUAGUAUUUAUAACAAAGGAGGAAAAUAGUAAACCUAGUACAGUGAUGAUACCUAAAGUACAGGUGGAGGAAAAUAGAGGACCUGUUUUACCAAACGGAGAAAUUAACUGGGCUUGUACAUGCAUUGAAAAGGAUGUAGUUGGACCGUGUAACAUAGAGUUCCGUGAGUUUCGAGCAUUUGUGGCAGCACACAGGAACGUGAAGGAUGACACAGAAAUCCCAGAGAAAGGAAGAACUAUUAUUGGAAAUUUUAUUGGUUGUGUUCGUAAUAAUCCAGUGUAUUAUUCUUCACUUCUGUCAAAAGAUCAAGAUGAUGAUGAAGAAAAUGAUAUUGAUGAGGAUAAUGACUUUGAUCAAAUGUCUGGAACAAAGACAGAGAGAUAAUGAAUGUUUUUAUAGUCAAAUUUUCAUUCUUUUAUUUACUUAUUAAAUGAUACAGUUUUGAUAAA